Zophobas morio is the source of this 2244-nucleotide messenger RNA. RefSeq names its product neuropeptide SIFamide receptor-like. The record is from RefSeq and is a predicted model, not a curated record. Gene Ontology annotation, cellular component: plasma membrane. The coding region runs from base 5 to 1336 and encodes 443 amino acids. Gene Ontology annotation, molecular function: neuropeptide Y receptor activity; peptide binding. The transcript has 3 exons. Lineage: Eukaryota; Metazoa; Arthropoda; Insecta; Coleoptera; Tenebrionidae. Gene Ontology annotation, biological process: cellular response to hormone stimulus; G protein-coupled receptor signaling pathway.
UCUCAUGGGCGGCGAACUCGUCUCCAUGCUCGAUCUGGCGGCCCUCCACAUCGAUGAAGAAGAAGAGUUCCGCGCCGACCGCCGCCGCGCUGCUCGCGUCCUAGCCGCGUCGACCGCCGCCCCCGACAUGCUGGCGGCGGAGUACCUGGGGCCCUUCUCCGAGGCGCACGCCACGGCCGUGCUCGAGUUCAGGAACAGCGCGCUGGCCACCAACUCCUCGCUCAACGUGACCGAGGCCGGGUUCGUGCCCGAGCUCUUCUACAGGCACUCGAUGGCGAUGACGGCCGUCUACUGUGUGGCGUAUCUGCUGGUGUUCGCGGUCGGGAUCGUGGGGAACUUCUUUGUUAUCGCGGUGGUGUUCCGCUCGCCGAGGAUGAGGACCGUCACGAACUUCUUUAUUGUUAACUUGGCGGUGGCGGAUAUCUUGGUGAUUGUUUUCUGUCUGCCGGCGACGCUCAUGUCUAACAUCUUCGUGCCGUGGGUACUCGGAUGGUGGAUGUGCAAGACUGUCCCGUAUAUACAGGGUGUUUCAGUAGCUGCUUCAGUGUACAGUCUAAUCGCAGUCUCGUUAGAUAGAUUCCUGGCGAUCUGGUGGCCCUUGAAAUGCCAAAUCACGAAACGACGAGCCCGGAUCAUGAUCAUCUUCAUCUGGUUCAUCGCGCUGACCACGACCAUCCCAUGGGCGAUUUUUUUCGACCUGGUGGUGAUCUUCAGCGACGCUCCAGACGUGCAACUGUGCAUAGAAGUGUGGCCCGAUUCCAUGAACGGAGCUUUGUAUUUUCUCAUCGCGAAUAUGGUCUUCUGCUACAUUUUGCCCAUGAUUUUGAUCACACUUUGCUACGUUUUGAUCUGGAUCAAAGUGUGGAGAAGACACAUCCCGACGGAUACGAAAGACGCCCAAAUGGAACGCAUGCAACAGAAGUCGAAAGUGAAAGUGGUCAAGAUGUUGGUAGCCGUGGUGAUUCUAUUCGUCCUGUCGUGGCUACCUUUGUACGUGAUUUUCGCCCGGAUUAAGCUCGGUGGAGACAUAGAAAGCUGGGAGGAGGAGAUUUUGCCCAUUGCUACACCCAUCGCGCAGUGGCUGGGUGCCUCCAACUCUUGCAUCAACCCGAUUUUGUACGCUUUCUUUAAUAAGAAGUUUCGUCGGGGUUUUGUCGCCAUCAUCAAGAGUAGGAAGUGCUGCGGGAGGUUGCGGUACUACGAAACUGUGGCGAUGAUGAGUUCUUCGACGAGCAUGCGCAAAUCGUCGCAUUUCUACAACAACAACUCGUCGACUCGGAAAAUACCCCUCCAAGACACCGCGGUUUCGUACAUCUACAACAAUACGGGUGUCUAAAGUCCUGGAAAUGGACGCCACCUGGUGGUUUUGGUCUCACUUGGAACGAAUCGUACACGAUUCGAUUUUUUGGACUGAGUUCUGUAAUUGUGUCGAAUGCGAAUUCGGUGUUAAUAUUAAGAAAAUAACGAGGUAGAAGAGGGUAACUGUGGAACAAUAUGGCAGAAAUUUUUGACAGCUUGGUUGAGCUUUAACGAUUAGGAUGCACUAGUGUCUUAAGUUAGAGAUAUUUUUACAUGAGAGACUAGGAUUUACGUUGGUUUGGUGUUAGAGUAGUGCUGUGUCUGAUACAGAGGCGCAGUGGCGGUUUUAAAAGCAGAAAUUUUUAAUUAGAGCGCCGCCACUGUCGUCCACGCUUACACCUAGAUACAACUGCCCUGUUAGAACAAUAUCAGUUUUACGUACACAGUACCUUACUAAAUCUAUUUUAAUGUUAAAUGUAACGUUGACGUUGGAUGUUGUACCGCCGUGACAUCCAUUUUUAAAAUUUUAUCGAUCGUGUGUAUUUACUGUUAAGAGAGCUAAAACGAGGCUAGCGCUGUUUCGACAAUCACCCAAAAUUCACACUAAGUAUACGGACAAUAAAGUAUGCCAAAGUGUAUCAGUAUUCAGGCAAAGAAACCGAGACGGCAAGUCGUUCGACAAUAAUACAGUAAAGCCGUCACUGAAUUUACUCACGCUGCUGUUUCAAAGUUUGCUGCUUCGUUUUUGGCUCUUUGUCACUAGUUCCAGACAGAUGGGAGCAUUGUGAUAUAGUGAUAAUAUAAUGUACAGACUACAGAGUCGGCGCGAUAUUUUGAUAUGGGAAAGGUUUAAUCUGUGUUUCAGGAUUAUUGCAUGUCGUGUUUAGUUACUAGGUUUUGAGGAUUUUUUUGGGAUUUUGGUGUCUUAGACGAAACGAUGGCAGA